GUUUUCUGCUUCCUAUUGUACCGGGGAAGGCGACAAUGCUGUUAAGAUCAAUCUUAAUCUCGCAACACGAGCCCUGAAAUCGAAGCUUCAGUUUUAACUAUCUACCCUCUCAUCGAACACCAUUCAAGACAGACGUCAUUUCUUUACGAAGGAAACUUUCGAAAUCCACAACUGCAGGACCGCAUACUCGAUAAUCUACGCGCACACAACAAGGUUCCCUCUCUCCAUCUUAGUUUCUCGCCAGAAUGGCGACCCCAUCACGACCAGCGCCGCAAGCUACCAAUGGCAUCUAUACUCCAGAGCAUGCACGCCAACAUACUCGAGCGCAAAGCUCAUUUCGCGGCUGCUCCAGAAUUUCAGAUUAUGAGGUCAUGGGCAAGAUUGGAGAGGGUACAUUCGGAGAAGUACACAAAGCCAAAUCCAAGAAAACUGGCAUGGUUGUUGCUCUGAAAAAGAUCCUGAUGAUCAACGAGAAGGAUGGAUUUCCAAUUACAGCUCUUCGCGAAAUCAAAACCCUCAAGCUCCUUUCGCAUGAAAAUGUUUUGAGUCUGGAGGAGAUGGCUGUCGAGCACCCACAGAAGAACACCGACAAGAAGAAGAAGGCCAUUAUGUACAUGGUCACUCCCUAUUUCGACCACGAUUUAUCAGGCCUUUUGAAGAACCCAAAUAUUCAUUUUACGGAACCACAGAUCAAGUGUUAUAUGCUGCAGCUACUCAAGGGGAUGGAAUUCAUUCACAACAACAACAUUCUUCACCGAGAUAUCAAAGCUGCGAACAUCCUGAUCAAUAAUAAAGGUAUACUUCAAAUUGCCGAUUUUGGUUUGGCGCGACACUAUAAUGAGCCUGUGCCAGUUGCGGGAAAGGGGAAUGGAGAAGCAAAAGCGCAUUAUACUGUUGUGGUAGUUACAAGAUGGUACCGUCCUCCGGAACUUUUUUUGGAACUGCAAAAUUAUACCCCAGCAAUUGAUAUUUGGGGAGUCGGUUGUGUCUUUGGCGAAAUGUUCCUUGGAAAACCAAUCCUCCAGGGUGAGAGCGAGGAGCAGCAGCUUAAACUUAUUUUCGAUUUGUGUGGUACCCCCAACGAGGAGAAUAUGCCUGGAUGGAGGUUGUUACCCAAAGCUCAGGGACUCAACUUCAGCCCACCACGCCCUUCGACGUUAGCACAGAAAUUUCGAGAACAAGGCUCAGGUGCUAUCUCUUUAUUGCAGGAAUUGCUUAAACUCGACUGGAAGAAGCGCACCAACGCGAUCGAUGCAUUGAAGCAUCCAUACUUCAAAAACUCUCCUUUACCGCUAGAUCCGCACGACAUACCAAUUCUAGAAUCAUCACAUGAAUUCGAUUCAAAGCAGCAUCGGGGCCAAAAACAGGCCCCACCACCUCCCAAAGGAGGCGAUGUAGGCAUGGGACCGGAUCAGUGGGACCGAAAUGGAAGCGGGCAAGGAUAUGAUAACUAUUCCAGUAAUCGAAGUCACCAAAACGGCCGCUACCCUCCCCCUCCUCCUACGCACGGUGGUUAUAGAAAUAGUGGCCCACCGCAUCAGCAAUAUGAUGACCGCAAACCAGCUUGGAGAAGAGAUGAUCGAGGUUUGCCACCGCGACCACCGCCGCCCACUGAUUUCGCUUAUGAUGGUGGAAGAUCAGAUUCACAUGGUCAUCGAUCCAGAUCUCAAGAUCUAGAUGGUCGCGGUCAUCGUGAUCGUGAUCACGCGCCUCUUCCUCGCAGUAGAGCUGGAGGCGGUGGUGGCAAUAUCGAUACGUAUAUUCCAAGUUAUAACACGAACAGACGACCAAGAGAUGACCGACCACCAAGAGAUGACCGCCCACCACGAGAUGAUCGUCGAGAUGAUCGUCCACGACAUAGUAAUGGAACUAGACAUGACUACGACAAUCGAGGUUCCCGAGAACCUCGGGAUAGUCGAAGUCGUAGUCCCAAUCAUGAUCGUGGGAGAGAUCGAUACAGAGACCGAGAGCCGAUAGGAGAUCCUUAUGCGCAUCGUCGUUGAUGCCACAUCGGUUUUCUCGGUACGUGGUUACAUUAUUAUUUUGUUCUUUUAGCGUUGGGGUCAUAGUUGCGAGGGUGGAGAUAAAUCUGCCUUCUUGAUAUUACAUUGCGAGAUCAUAGGAAGUGACUCGCACUUAGGGAUUGGCGUGGGUAGCUUUUGGCUUUGGCUUUGGCUGUAUCAAUUUGGCGUUUCUCACUUCAAUGUAAUUUUGGAAGCAUCAAUGGAAGGAGGAGGGUAUUUUCAAAUUCAGAGUACAAUGAAGGGAAUAAAAGGAAAGAGGGACGGCUGGUAACAGAGUGUUCGAUGUUUUGUCGAGCAAUCAAAUAUAUGAAGUUUUUAGGCCCCUCUAUUCGGCACGGGGAGAUAUCGGCAUGUAAUUUUAUAUGGGAGGAUGCAUCAAUGGAAAAGAACAAGAUCUCAUUUUUAAUCUAUUACAGAGAGAUUCAUUCGCAAGAGGUGCACCGUAAGUUGGAACCAUGAAUCAGUGGGUCUUAUGGAAAGAAAGGUAUGAUGGCGAAGAAUGCUAGUUACCUACCUAUCUUCGCUUUUGUAUUAUUGUACACAUCAUAUCAUUUUAAAGAUCACAUCGCACUUUUAGAAGUCACACUUGGAAAUUGAGAAAGGAUUGUUCCACACGCGUUAGAACAGAAUACACAUA
This is a messenger RNA of Botrytis cinerea B05.10, 2661 nucleotides long. It is a transcript of the gene Bcsgv1, whose product is annotated as Bcsgv1. Bases 246 to 2003 code for a protein of 585 amino acids. Gene Ontology annotation, molecular function: ATP binding; cyclin-dependent protein serine/threonine kinase activity. The record is from RefSeq and is a predicted model, not a curated record. Gene Ontology annotation, cellular component: nucleus. The transcript has 2 exons. NCBI's taxonomy places the organism in Eukaryota, Fungi, Ascomycota, Leotiomycetes, Helotiales, Sclerotiniaceae. Gene Ontology annotation, biological process: protein phosphorylation.